Osmerus eperlanus (European smelt) is the source of this 8487-nucleotide messenger RNA. RefSeq names its product tRNA (32-2'-O)-methyltransferase regulator THADA. Gene Ontology annotation, cellular component: cytosol. The transcript is spliced from 26 exons. NCBI's taxonomy places the organism in Eukaryota, Metazoa, Chordata, Actinopteri, Osmeriformes, Osmeridae. Gene Ontology annotation, biological process: tRNA methylation. The record is from RefSeq and is a predicted model, not a curated record. The coding region runs from base 506 to 4951 and encodes 1481 amino acids.
GGAGGAGUUGGGGGGCGGGGGGGCCGCAGCCUGGAGCCUCCUCCAGGUCUGUCUCUCAGAGGUGUGGGUGCUGGCUGUAGGUGGUGUCCAGGUGCGGUGCCGUCCUCGGGGGCAGGACGGAGUGGAGCGCCUGGCCGUGAGCAGAGGCCUGCUGACCUGCUGCAGGAAGGACAUCCUGGUCAGUCCUGGUCCGUCAGGGCGCCCUGGGCUGGACAACCCGCAGUCGUGUUUCCUCCUGGACGGGUUAUUCCCCCUGGUCUCUGCCCUGUGUGGGGAGAAGCUAGACUGUCACUACUACGUGUUUGAAGUGUUGACGCUGUGGUUGAAGAGCGUGAGGGCGACUCUGACCGAGGUCUGGGCGGUGACAUCAGCCCCGCUCCUGUCCGAGGACUCGAGCCUUCAGACACGCCUCACUCAGGUGAUCUGGAACAACGCUGAGAGCCCCGUGGAAGGAGUGUCAGAGUUUGUGCGCGGUGCUUUCAGUCUGCUGUUGGAGGUGUACGAGAUGGACUGCCAGCGCUUUGGAGACACACACAAGACCCUGUAUGCAUCUCUACUGGACAAGGUGGCCAAGCUUCCCUGGGGCACCAAGGCUAAAUACCCCCCCCUCUGUGCUCUUCUGCCCUACCUGGGCACCCACGUGGUGCUGGUGCAGUACUCCGACCUGCCUGACCACCUCCUCAAGUGCCUGUCCACCAAUCAGCUGUCCCCGUGUGCCACCGAGCUCUACAGGUGUCUCCUCCAGCAGCAGAGGCGGGAACUGUGUGAGGUCACCGCCCCGGAGGCCCCGCCCACAGAGCUGCAGCUGGCCAAUCGCUGGGCGGCUUACUGGCGUCCGUAUCUACUGGAAGCCCUGAUGUCUGGUAUGCCUCUAGUCCAGACCAACAGCUCCACCCACCUGCUGCCCUGCACCCUCCGCACCUACCCCGCCGCCGUGGAGCCCCUGCUGGCCCACCUGAACCCAACCAGCCCCCAGGAGCUCCACGCCUGGGCCUGCAUCGUGAGCGUCCAGCGAGCCACGUCCGGAGCCUCCCCCUGGGCCCUGGAGGGGCCGUCCUCCCUGGACACCCUCCAGCUGGCGCUGGGCUCCGCGGACGACAAGGUCCGCCUGGCUGCCCUGGACCUCCUGUGCUGCUGCCCCAGGACCAGGGAGCCCCCGCGCCCGGAGGAGCUGGCCCUGCUGAAGGACUUCAUCCCCCACAACCUCAACAGCGACUCGUCCCCGUUCCGCCAGCACCUCCAGGCCCGCGUCAGGAAGCUCCUGGUCCGGGUCCGAGACAGCUGCCUCGCCCUCCUCCGGAGACGGAAGGGAGGACGCGUCGGAGACGACGCCCACUCUGCCGACGGGGGCGGGGCUCUGGGAGAGGGAGUGGGGUUUGUAGAGUGGCUGUCCCAGCUGCCCUGCUCCUACCUGGCCCCGGGCCACAGCUUCCAGAGGAAGAAGACUGUUCUGCUGCUCCUGGCCGCCGUGCUGGACACCUGCACCGACACCUGGAGCCCAGACAGGAGGAAGGGCCAGCCCCCAGUCAACAUGGCUUCUCUGAUCGACUGGGCCAGGCAGAGAGGACUGUGGGAUUUCUUCUCCCGGUCCAAACAGCUGGUCCUGAUUGGAUGCCUCGAGGAUUCGACCAAUGAGAUCAGGGAGCUGGCGGCCAACCUGCUGGCCAAGUUCUUCCCGGGCCGUCUCCAUGACGACGUGGGGGUGGUGGUGAGCGGGAGAGCGGUGCUGCUGGUGUGCAGCCCGAGGGUUCCUCAGGCCCAGACGGGGGCGCUGAUGAUGAAGGUCCUGCUGCAGAAGUGUGGAGGCCAAUCCCAGGUGCCUUGGCAGGGGUGCAGCCCCGACCCCAGCCUCAGCCCCAGAGGGCAGGGGGUCACCCAGGCCUCCUGCCUGGUCCGGUACCUGCUGGAUGAGUUGGAUCUGCACUACCAGACCGCCAAGGCUGACAUGAUGCUUGCUGCAAAGACCAGGCCCAUACAUGGUGUGCUGAGCGCCCUGGAGAGGUGUCUGCUGGAGGGCCCUGGGAGCCUGGGCGAGGCGCUGGACCCCCGGGCCACUGUGGAGCUCCUGGGUCUUCUGGAGAACAUCACACAGCUGCUGCUGGGCGUGUUGUACGGAGACCAGCGCACCAGCGCUGCAGACACAGAUGUGCCUCCGUCCUUCAGUGACAUGGGCAGGGCCAUCGGCUCCCUGGUGGCCCAGGGGGCGGGGGACGGCGAUGAGUGUGUCCUGCUGUCUGAGGAACACAGCCUGGUCCUCACCUGCUGCUGGGUGUCCCUCAAGGGAAUUGGAAUCUUCCUGGGUUCCCUGGUGGAGAGACUCCUGACUGGGUCCAGAGAGACGGCUUCUUUCUUAACGCUGGAGGACAUGUGGAGGGCCUCCAAAGUCUUCCAGGACAUUCUCCUCAAAUGCCGCCACUGGGGGGCGGUGGAGGGCUGCUGUGUGGGCUUCACCAGGUUCUGCGCCUCCCUGCUGGGCUGCUGGGACCCGGAGCUGAGGGCCAUCCCAGCACACAUGCUGCAGCAGGGGCUCCAGGUGGUCCAGUCUCCCCGGGGUACCUCGGUGACGCGGCGUGCGGCCGGCCUGCCCAUGCUCAUCCUGUGUGUGGUGUCGGCUGAGGAGGCCAGCAUGGCCCGGCCCCUCCUGGCCCACAGCAUGCACACCCUGCUGGGCACGGCCAGCGCCGCGCUGCCCCAGGACUGGGACCCCACCCUGGACCUGCCGCAGGUGUCUGCGGUCCACACCCUGCAGGCCCUGGUUCGUAGCUCAGGUCUGGGCGUGGCCGUGCUGCAGUUCGCCUCCUCCGUGGCCAUCUUGUCCCUGACGCUCCUCAGCUCUCCCUGCUGGGCCAUGAGGAAUGCCGCGCUGCAGCUCUACAGUUCCCUGUGCUCUCGUAUGCUGGGCCAGCGCUCUGGGGGGGAGCAGGGCUGCACCCAGCAUAGCAUGUCCCCCCCGGCCUUCUUCACCCACUACCCCGCCCUGAAGCCCUUUCUCCUGGGGGAGCUGAAGGGUGCAGCGGGGGACCUCCAGGGCCCCUCUGGGGAGGCCAGGCUGCGCUUGCACCCCUCCCUCUACCCUGUCCUCACCCUCCUGGCUAAACUCCAGCCUGGGGUCCCAGACCACACAGGAGCGCUGGCAGGCUUCCAGCCUCCCCUCCUCCAGCUGGCCUCCAGCCCCGUGUACAGCGUGCGUGUCAUGGCCGCCGACGCCCUGGUCGCCAUGACGCCGCCCUCGGAGUACCUGAGCACCCUGCUGAAGCUGACGGCGGCGCUGCCGGCCUCCAGGGACGUCUGCUGCCACAACCGCCUCCACGGAGCGCUGCUCCAGACCAGGGCCCUGCUGGAGAGGGCCAUCCCCACACACAGCAUGCCGCUGGGUGAGGUGGUGAGGCGUCUGGAGUCCAGGGUGUGGCUGGUGACAGGAGCUCAGCACUGCCCCCUGGUGGCGGGGGUGUUCCUGGGUGUGGCGGGGCUGCUGAAGGGGCUCUUGACUGAGGGCCUGGCCCCGCUGCGUGAGGCACUCCUGGAGGAGUUACGGGCGCCUCGACACAGGCUGCAGGUCGGCACAUCCUCCUUCCACCAGAGUGCCAUCAACUUCCUGUGUGUGAUUGACACCAGCUGGGCGUGUCAGGUCUGGGAAGCGUUCCCCACCUACAGCCCUGAUCUCAAGCUCUCAUUGGUCAGUUGGGUGGCCGAGGGGCGGAGUUGGAGAGGGACCAGCACACAGCAGAUGAUCGUGAAAACACUGCAGGCCAGCCUGCAGGAGGCGCUGUCGAGCCAGAGUACGGAGUACAGCAGGACCUAUCUGACCGCCCUGGUGGCCGUGAUGAUGCCCGAAGGAGACCCUCCGCUGCCCCAGGAGCCCCCUGCGUCUGACCCCCAGGAGGAGGCCUCCCUGCUGGGGUGUGUGGAGCUGCUGCUGGGGUUCCUGGAGGAACACAGGGGAGGACCGGAGUUCCUGUCCCAGGCCCUGACCGCAGCCAGCCUGCUCCUCUCCCAAAGCCUCCAAUCUAGCCUCUUCCCCCGCUGGUGUGGCGUGCUGGAGGAGCACCGGACUCCGGAGGCCCCCGAGGUCAUGCGGGCGGCAUGUGCCCUGGCCCUGUGCCUGGCCGGGGGCCCCUUGCUGAGCGCCUCAUUGAGGGACCACGACCCCCUCCCCAGCAUCAGCACCAGGGUGAUCAACACAGGCCUCCACCUCCUGCAGGACCAGAGCCUGCAGGUGAGGACCAGAGCGGCCGGCUUCACCUCGCUGCUGUCCCACGCCUCCAGGGGGACGGGCGGGCAGGUGUACCUGCUGCAGGUGAACCGGGCUCUGCCCCUGCUGCUGGACCUGCUGCUGGAGGAGGGCUGGGACUGCCCACACACCCUGGAGGCCCUGCUGGGGCACCUGCCGGGGGCCGACCUCCGCUCCGUCCUGGGGGAGGCCGGGGGGACCGGGAGUGCCAGUCUGUACGAGCAGGACGAUGCCAACGUGUUUGCCGAGCCCUCGGUGAUGUCAGCCAGCCUGCUGCCGUACCUGCGCCAGCUCUCACACAAAUACCCACAAUCCUCUGCUCUGGCACGCCGCCUGAACGCCUGGGCGGAAGAGAACGUCCCUGCGGUGCUUUCCGGCCUUGCUGUGUGCAGAGACCUCCACACAGGUGAGACUCUGGACGCUGCGUGGUUCUCUCUCCUCACGGACCCCCGUUUCCACGGCACCCUCUGCGGCCUGUUGGUGCGGGCGAUCUUCCUCCUCCAUCUCCUGGAGGUAUCGCACAACCUAAGACCCCUCUGUGACCCCUCGACCCUACGCAACCACAUCCAGAACGUCCACGCUGCCCUGAGUGAGAGAGGGGUGCUGCUCCCCGCUGCCCUCUCUGCCGCCCCGCCUGGACCCCCCCCGCUGGGCCCAGGACGGCCCUCCCAGCCAGCAGCAGACCUGCUGCCCUCACGCUACCUGGAAGCAGACAGCUGACACUGCAGCCUGCUCUGGAGCUCUUGGCAGACGAACACAUGAUCACAUUACCAUCACUGUUGAGAGGGUUGCUGGGUAUCAACCAGAAUGUGUGUGUGUGUGGGGGGGGGGGGGCUACUAAGCACUUCCCUUCUCUCACGAAAGCCAUCAGCACACUGUCAGGAACAACCCUCUAUGUUGAUUAUGUGCUCAUGUUAUGCAGGUAUGUCUCUGUAUUUGAGUAAUAAGGACAUGAGUUGAUAUUUGUCAAGAUGGGGAUUGACUGGAGACAGUCUCCCCUCUGUGGAGGCCCAGUCCAGGCUGCUUCCUGCUGCCUCCACCUCUCCUGGCAUACCUUCAGCAGCCACAGAGGGGCGCUCUCCUUCACUCACAGAAGCCCUGGCCCUGUCCUGGCCUGCUCAUCUGUUGGGGUGGAGACGGUGAUGUAACUGUGGGGUGGGAGGGUGGUGUGUCGGAGGGGGACCCAGAUGCUUUCAUGCCCCAUUAGAGGCCCUCUGCCUGGAUAAGUGUCCAUUUUCAGGCCGGGACUACAGAUGAAGAUGAUGGACUGCCUGGAGGAGUUUGUGGGAGGAGGAGGGGGGGGGGGGGGGGUUGGUUGCCGUGCAACCGGCCGCACGGGGAUGCAUCAUCAGAACACUGGCCCACGGUUUUAGAGAAAGAGCCUUAACCAGCAGCUGGUUUAUAACAUAUCAAAUGUUUGAUAUGAAGGGAACAGAUAUAAGAGCUGGCUCUCUUCAGUAGUGUUUAGAGAGGGCUGCCUGACCUUCCCCUCGUGUACCGUAGAAGGUCAGUUCAUCAAGGACAAAGUGUUCUUCUUCUCUGAUAUGAAUGAACAUGUGAUAAAACGUCCGGCCGAUUAAAGAUGUGCCGUCUGGUCCGGACGAUGGUUUGACUGAUUUGCUUGUUGGAAAGACGGUUUAGAUGACCUCAGAGUUAAUGUGGUGGUCUGUGGACAAAGAGGGUUUUGAUUGGUGUAAGAAAACAAGGGCUUGUGUUGUCUGACCCCACAGGGGGAUUCUCCUGUUUCCUGUCACCAGCUCAUUGUCUUUCCACUUUGUGAAAUCACUUCCAUGGUUUUUAAUGUUGUUGUUCUUAAAUGUAAUUAUGUUUGUAGACACUGGGCCUGUUUUGACUUACUAUGUAUUGAAUAACAUUUACAUGAUUUAUAUAAUGAAACAUGUCUUCUGUAUUUUUACUUUUUAAAUUUCUGGUGCUUUUCUACUCAUAAAUCGCCUUCAGGCAUUUUAUGCAACGCUUUAUGAUAUAAGAUUUGUAUAAAUGAUUCAUUAAUAGGCUUACAUGUUCCCGAAGACAUGUUAGAUAUUGGCACAAUACAUAGGCAGAGAUGGUGUCUAAUCCUGACGGAUUUAGACAUGCCUUGAACUAUAGCCUGUGCAAAACCUUUCUCUCAGGAGAGAAUCGUGCACAAACAAAACCAGUCCAGCAACCAUGUUCCGCCACAUCCGAUUACGUUGGAAGGUGUGCUUUGCAAACACAAGUAAACUUUUGUACAGAUACAGUAUUAUCGUCAAAAACAACCAGUGAUAUCUUCUUUUGAAAAUCGAUGAUUACUGACCUAAAAACUUAAUCUGGAAGUGUUUCAUUACUCCUAUGAUUUCUGUGUUUUUCAUUUGCCUCUUAAGGCGUGCCAACAUGUUUUUUUCCCCAGUGGAAACUUGGUAGAUCAUUAAGAGAGGAAAAGCUGGGCUGGUCCAGCGAGGGAACUGAGCUUCCUGAACUGUGGCCUGGUUUCCUGUGCUGACCAUCUGGCCUGACGGGAGCGUUCGUUCCCAUUCCCUGAGCAUCCUCGGUUACCUGGAGACAACCGACAGGCUUUUAGUACUUCUGUGUCCAGCGAAUGGAAUGAUUAUCCACUGGGAAGAAGGCCAAGCUAGCAGCUAGCUGUUUACUCUAUCUGAGCAUGCCAAGCUAGGACCUAGCUGUUUACUCCAUUAGGGAACAAAAGAUGCUGCCUUUCCCCACUGAUGUCAAAGCUGCUCAAAGCUGUUAAACUGGUGUGUAAGGGAAAUGUUCUAAAUAAAAGUGUUUGCUAAAUGAAUACGUUGUAAGUGGUUAGGAAAACUGAUAUGUAGAAACAGAAAACUUCAGUGGUUCGUCACAUAAUAUUGUCUGACUAUGUUAUGGCAGCAGAAUGUUAUGUUUGCAGUGUAGAGAUAAUUGGAGUGUACUGCCUUGUACUUGUUGAGCUUGUAUCACAAAGAAACAGGGAGCGUCGUGUGUCACGGGGCACAAAGCACCUGUGCUUUCAGAACAGGACAGAGAGUGCGAGAGGGAGAGGGUGUUUGUGUUAGGAAUUUUCUGACAGCAGAGCAGCCAUUUGUUUGAAAAUCGUAAAGAGUUAACACCAAGUCAUGCACCGCCCCGUGGGCCUGUGGCCCUCUGGGGUCAGCAGACAAUGCCAGGGGCCUCUCCCCUGUAAGCAGCCAGCUGCCUGGGCCCACAGAGGGGCUUGUGAUUAGCCACUGCCCUGGUCCCUCAGAGGCCUGCUCCAUCAGGGAUGUCAACAUGGGUCCCUGACCAAGACCACGGGUGGAUUUAGAAACGGUUGAUGUGAGAUGUUGAUGAAUAUGAGAAGGCAAGGAUGGGUGCGUUUGUUGUCAGUAACACACACCUGUGUCAAAAUAUUUGAGGGGUAAUUAUUUUGGCAUAUAAAUAGGCUGUUAACUAGUUAGAUAACAGGUUAGUGUUUGUACAGUGCUGUGAGGUUCAGUACUUGCCCUCGCAUUCUCUAAUGUUAAACUGUUGUUUUGAAAGGGAAUGAAAUGAGGGCAGUGUGGCAAUUAUUUUCGAGGAACGUGUUUCAUGUUGGCAUUUAUGAGUCCAGUUAAUUCUGGAACAAACGUGCAAUUCCAGAAUGUUCUUCAGUGUCACAGUCUUUUCAGCUUUUUCUUUUAAUUUCAUCAUUGCUUUGUGGUGUGUGUUGUUAACAAUUAUGCUGUUUGAGGCUAGAGAUCUUCAUCAAAACAGACGGACAGCAAAAUAUCUUUUGUAGAUUACAACAGAAAAGUAGGUGGUAUAUUGACCCCCAAAAAAUGGGACAACAUCUAUAUAGAUGCGGCUCUAUUUGCGUUCAGUCAGUAGUGAGGUGAGCGUGUUCUAGGACCUUGAAGACGGCGGCGACUCCGCUACUGCAGAGGGAGUUCCUUCUCAGAGAGAGGCUGUUUACGAAGAAAACUGGAAUCGUUCUUCUCUUCGACAAUAACAACGGCUGGACUUCAGCGAAGGGAGCAGUUUGACUGAACUAUUCAGCAUAGGCUCUUCUGUUUUUCAAAAAAAUAGUCUAUUUCUUUGAAGCAUUUUUUAAAAAUCGUUCGUGCACUAUGUUUCGAUUUGUUUCUUCACCCAGUAAACUUAGCAAGAUGCUUUUCUCAUUGCACUUUGUUUUGCUGAGCGUUGCAGUGGUGGUCGACAGCACAAUUAAAGACUGCAUCACCGCCAGCGGGGAGGACUACAGAGGCGAAAAAAGCAGCGCUUACACGGGACAAACCUGUCUGAACUGGACCAACACAACCAGA